Messenger RNA from Phytophthora sojae, 696 nucleotides. RefSeq lists its product as hypothetical. Gene Ontology annotation, cellular component: membrane. The transcript has a single exon. The record is from RefSeq and is a predicted model, not a curated record. The annotation marks the transcript as partial. Gene Ontology annotation, molecular function: hexosyltransferase activity. NCBI's taxonomy places the organism in Eukaryota, Oomycota, Peronosporomycetes, Peronosporales, Peronosporaceae.
CGUCUUCGCGUUCUGGCGGCUGUGGCGAAGGAGAGAACGAUAUACAGAAAUCUUCUCACGGAGGAGUUGGGAUGCACGGACGGAUACAAAAAUCUAACCGACAAGGCGGUGUCCUUCAUGGAUCUAGCAGUCACCGAAUUCCCCAGCGCCAAGUUUGUGAUGGUCAUUGAUGAUGACGUGUACGUGAAAGUUGACCAGUUAGCCGAGAAUCUACGAGUGGCGAACAGCACGGGGCUAUACUUUGGCGAAGUUUGGGCUGUGGUGUUCGGAAACAAGCAGAAGCCCAUUCGGGACCAAAGCAGCCAGUACUAUCUCCCAGAAGACCAGUAUCCCAUGCGUGGCUUGCUGCCUUACGUAGCUGGACCCCACAGUGUUAUCUCGAUGGACGGCGUCCGGUUCAUCGCCAAAAACUACUGGCGUCUGCGGAGUUUGAACGGCUUGGACGACGUGAGUGUGGGGCUUCGGCUGUGGAGUAUGCAGCUGCGACAACAGCACACGCGGCAGUUCUCCAGUGUUCGCGCCUCCACGAACUGCAGUGACGACCUCGUGUCGUUCGUAGAUCUUCCGUCGCUGGGGAUCCGCUCCAUUCACGCCAACCUGAUCAACAACCGGAGCUUUUGUCCUGGCUUCCACUCCGUCACGUGGCACCAGAACCUGAAUUCGGCUCCAACCAUGGCAGAAAUGCUGCGACGCCCA